AGACAGUAAACACCAGGAGGAGUUAGACCAACCAACCCCCAGAAGGUGCUAAUAUAGAGACAGUUUCACAUUCUGUGGACGUAAGAGAAAUUUAUAUUCUUUUUGUAAAGAGAUAUUGAGAUGAAGAGGCUGCUCCGUGUGACCUUCCUCCUGAAGGUUUUUUCAUGUAAGAUGGUGACUUGGGGAUUAUUGUCUACUAUAUAGUCUCUCUAAACCCAAGGAAGAGGUAGGCAACAUAACCCUGUGUGUUCCAGGUGGUGUGCAGAAUAUUUCUCCAACCUAUGGAUAUAAAAGAGUUCACAUUAUGUUCGUAAAUAGAUAUUCACAGAGGAGGGAACAAAGAGACAUUUUAACUUAAAGUCAUGUUAACAUGUCUAUCAAUUAAUACCGGGUAUUUUAUGGUUAUCUGGUUUGCAAGCUAGAUAGAGAGUUGAGACAGAGAAAUGAGAUGGGUUUCAGUGUGAACAACACUUACUUUAAAGUAAUCAUUUUUCUUCUGUCUCCACUGUCCCCAGGUCUGUCCCACGCUGUUACCGUGACUCAGGACAAAGCCUUUAUAUUGCUGAGUGUUGGAAGCAGUAUGGAUGAAAUGUCCUGUACGCAUGAUGCAACCAGUAGCUAUCGCAUGUACUGGUACCUGCAGAAACCAGGAGAAGGCUUGGUGCUUAUUGCAAUGUCAGUAGCAGAGAAUGAUGCCAGCUUAGAAAAAGAUUUUAAGGAAAUGUGGACAAUGACUCGGCCAAAUAAUCAGAAAUCUAUGUUAAAACGGAAUGGGGCAGUGAACAUCACGGACUCUGCUGUGUAUUAUUGUGCAGCGAGUGACACAGCCAUAGCAAACUGA
Molecule: messenger RNA, 841 nt
Organism: Pelobates cultripes (western spadefoot toad)
Lineage: Eukaryota; Metazoa; Chordata; Amphibia; Anura; Pelobatidae
Source: the annotation of a GenBank genome assembly